GUUCCAGAGCAGCCGGUGGCAGGGUUGAGAGGCCUGGUAGCCAUAGGCCGUGGAGACCCCGGGGGCAUGAGGCGGCAGGAGGCGCUGGUGGUGACCGCAGGGACAGCCUCGGAGGCGGUCCGCGAUGGGGACCAGCCUAGGCCGGCAGGGCUGGGGUGCCGCGCGCGUGCUGAGCCUGGUGGCCCCCAAGAGUCUCGCCAACAAUGGAAGACGUUUCUGUACUGCGAGCCCCAUAAGAGAAUCAAGGAGGUCUUGGAAGAAGAACUUUCUAUCAAGAGGGAUGAGCGUCACGUGAAGAGCCCGCCUGCAGUGGCCCUGGAUGGAAUCUGGAACAUUCGAAGGAACCUCCCAGUGGGAGGCACGAUCCCCGGACAGCAGAGCAGAAACAGCUCACUCCCACAAGCCAAGUACUACUCGAGGCACGGAGGACUGAGAACGUCCACUCCCACUGCCAUACCUACUGCUCGAUGCGAUGCGCAAGGAGCUCUUAGCCCUCUGGGAGCCCAGGCCCGUGCACACCCUUUGAAGAGCUGCCUGCCUCAUGGCUUGUUUUCAGAGCAGCGGUAA
Messenger RNA from Apodemus sylvaticus (European woodmouse), 567 nucleotides. It is a transcript of the gene C7H11orf97, whose product is annotated as chromosome 7 C11orf97 homolog. The coding region runs from base 67 to 567 and encodes 166 amino acids. Gene Ontology annotation, cellular component: ciliary base. NCBI's taxonomy places the organism in Eukaryota, Metazoa, Chordata, Mammalia, Rodentia, Muridae. The transcript is spliced from 4 exons. The record is from RefSeq and is a predicted model, not a curated record.